Monascus purpureus is the source of this 2471-nucleotide messenger RNA. The record is from the annotation of a GenBank genome assembly. NCBI's taxonomy places the organism in Eukaryota, Fungi, Ascomycota, Eurotiomycetes, Eurotiales, Aspergillaceae.
UGUGGCUCUUCGUCCCCAACCUGUCAAACCCUCUCCACUCACUUCGCCUGUUCCUCUCCCAUUCUGGGGACUUGUCAAACCUGACAAUGGCGGCUGGCUCUUUGGCGAUCCGUUCCCGGGCCCUCCCUUCCCCGUCCAUAAUGCAGCUGUCGUCGCUGUCGCGCAGGUCGCUCUCUACGCGAUCACAGUUCUCAGCCCGCUCUCCUCUGCUUUCUUCAACACGCAGUAGCUGUCGUGCCAUCCCCCGUCAGCAGUCGUCGCCGUUCCAACGCGUCGCGCGCAGAUCCUACGCCGACGAUGCCGCGUCAGCAACUCCAGCUCCUAAGCCGAAGAAGAGGUUCAGGUUCUUGCGAUGGACCUGGCGGUUGACUUGGUUAACCGGUGUUGGUCUCACCGGUGUCCUGGCUUAUAGUAUUUUCCAUCUGCGACAUCCGGCAGAACAGAUGGAGCCAGAUCCAUCCAAGAAGACUCUUGUUAUUCUCGGUACCGGUUGGGGCUCCGUUUCCCUACUCAAGAAACUCGACACCGAAAACUACAAUGUCAUCGUCAUCUCCCCCCGAAACUACUUCCUUUUCACCCCCCUACUCCCCUCCUGUACCACUGGUAUGAUCGAGCAUCGCUCUAUCAUGGAACCCAUCCGUAAUAUCCUCCGCCACAAGAAGGCUACCGUAAAGUUUUACGAAGCGGAAGCUACCAAGAUUGAUCAUGAGAAGCGCGUAGUGUACAUUAGCGAUGACUCGGAGGUCAAGGGCGAGAUCUCCCACACCGAGGUGCCUUUUGACAUGCUUGUUAUUGGCGUUGGAGCUGAAAAUGCCACGUUCGGUAUCGAAGGUGUCAGGGAAAACUCCUGCUUCCUGAAAGAAGUCGACGAUGCCCAGAAGAUUCGUAAGAGUAUCAUGGACUGCGUCGAGACAGCUAUGUUCAAAGACCAGGCUCCGGAAGAGGUCAAACGACUUCUGCACACAGUUGUUGUUGGCGGUGGCCCAACUGGUGUUGAAUUCGCUGGUGAAUUGCAGGACUUUUUCAAUGCGGACCUGAAAAAGUGGAUUCCGGACAUCAAGGAAAACUUCCAUGUGACUCUCGUGGAAGCUUUGCCAAAUGUUCUACCCAUGUUCUCUAAGCAACUGAUCGACUACACCGAGUCUACCUUUAAGGAAGAAUCCAUUACCAUCCGUACAAAGACCAUGGUUAAGAAGGUCACCGACAAGCACAUCGAGGCCGAGGUCACUCGUCCUGAUGGGACUAAGGAAAGAGAAAUCAUUCCUUAUGGAUUGUUGGUCUGGGCCACCGGUAACGCUGUUCGCCCCGUUGUCCGGGACCUCAUGAGCAAGAUUCCGGCCCAGAAGAACUCCCGCCGUGGCCUUGCAGUCAACGAGUACCUGGUUGUAAAUGGAACCGAGAAUAUCUGGGCGGUCGGUGAUUGUGCCGUUGCCAACUAUGCCCCGACAGCCCAGGUUGCCAGCCAGGAGGGUACUUUCCUUGCCCAUCUUCUAAACAGCAUGGCCAAGGCCGAGACGAUCGAGAAUGAACUAAAGCGGCUGUCUGAUGUUCAAGCCCAGGCAAAGAGCGAAGAGGACCGGAACGCCGCCCUCGGUGAGAUCCGUGAGUGCCAGCGACAGCUGCGCAGAAUCAAGCAGAUCGGGCCAUUCCAGUACUCGCACCAGGGAAGUCUUGCUUACAUUGGAAAAGAGCGUGCUGUCGCCGACAUCAGUUGGUGGGCCGGCAACAUUGCAAGCGGUGGAACUUUGACAUACCUCUUCUGGCGUAGCGCCUAUCUGAGCAUGUGCUUUAGCAGUAAGUACUCUUCCCCCUUGCGUUGCUUUCUCGUUGUCUGACGCGAUCCUGCAGCUCGGAACCGUGUUCUCGUCGCUUUCGACUGGACCAAGGCCCUUUUGUUCGGACGUGACGUGUCUCGGGAGUAAAGAUAUUUGUUUAAUGAUUCUCAAUAAUCCGUAUUUCGCGGAUAUACCCCUCCUAUAUUCGAAAAGCGGGUUUUUGUAUAACCACCAAUAUCCCAUGGUAUUUGGAAAUAUGGAAACAGAGGGGAGGGGGAAUGGAGCCUCCUUUCCUUGUCUUCUCUUUCCUUGAUAUAUCAUCUCCUCAUUUUCGCUCCUUUUUUCUCUUCUCUUCUUCUCUCCCUUUCUCGUGUACUCUAGCGUCGUUAGAUGCCACUUUCUUUUUUUUUUUUUUUUUGUUUCUCUCGAGACCUUUUUAUAUAUGAUGUGACGGUUGUACGAGAAACUUCCUGCUGUUCGUAAUGAUUCCGAUUAUUUCGAUGUGGAUGGUUGAUUACAGAAAGUAAUCAUGUAUCUCCUUGGUUGGAUGUCAUGGAUGUCAUGGAUAUCCAUGAUAUAUGCCACUAUAUAAACUGGAAAUUCUAGAGCCACAUUGACUUUCUCCUUGGACUGCUCACCCCCUCUAUUUUGUGCGGGUAGAAUAAAAGGUCUGUAUACUGACAUAUUGGAUUUUUA